GGUGCAACGGCUCCGUCAAAUACAUGCGGUGGUGCACAGCUCGUUGCGGUGUAAUUCCUUAUGACAUAGCUUUCAACUACCAAUACUGCGAUGUCAUCGAGAACAGAUGACAUUUUGUUUGGUCAUGCCACUCUUUUGGAUGAGCUGGACAGGAAGGUGAUGGUGCUGCUGCGCGACGGCCGGACGCUGAUCGGGAUCCUCCGCAGCGUCGAUCAGUUCGCCAACCUCGUGCUAGACAAGACCACCGAGCGCAUCCACGUCGGCAAGCAAUUCGGCGACAUCUACCGCGGCAUUUUCGUAGUCCGCGGCGAAAAUGUCGUGGUUGUCGGCCUGAUCGACGAGAUGCGCGAGCCGUGCGUCGGCCUGCAGGAGGUGACGGUGGAGGAGAUCCUGGAGGCGCAGCGGCAGGUGCAGGAGGCGCGCCAGCAGCAGGAGCAGCUGCGUGCCAAGGCCAUGAAGGAGCGUGGCCUGACGUACACAGCUGACCUGGGGCCUGACGACAUGUACUGAGGCCCGGCGCGAUGCGCUCUGUCUCUCCGCGGCCGCAGGCGGUGUCGGACGUCCCUGGUGCGCGCGCUGCCGGUCUGUGGUUCUCGGUACCGUGCACGUUGGCGUGCGCGCUGCCCGCGGGUGUGUCUGCGAACAGUUCAGUGUGGCGACACUGAUCGCGGCGAGGCAGUGAUAGGUGACAGGCGGAAAGCUAUGUUAUUUAUGAGCGCUUUGUCAGGAAGACCGUGUUCUUUUGUCGUGUGAGAAAAGAUGCACGCUUGAGGGUAUGUGUUCGCGGUGUGUGGUGAGGGAUAAGCUGUACUUUGAGCGUUUUGUAGCCUUGUACGCUGUGAUAUCAAACAGGAUUGGCUCGGGCUACCAUUUUGGUUAUUUUUGCAUAUACUGGAUUGCAGUUUCUCUCUGACUUAUGGGCGCAUCAGCAUGUUGUGCAUCACAUUUUCCUCAUGAGUUACACCAUCGUUGUUAAAGAAUGCUCAACUUGAUGCCCAGGGGUCAAGCGGAAUAUAUGUAGUAAAAUUCUUCAGUA
Molecule: messenger RNA, 1036 nt
Organism: Pollicipes pollicipes
Lineage: Eukaryota; Metazoa; Arthropoda; Thecostraca; Pollicipedomorpha; Pollicipedidae
Product: U6 snRNA-associated Sm-like protein LSm1
Exons: 4
Coding region: 91-510 (139 amino acids)
Biological process (GO): deadenylation-dependent decapping of nuclear-transcribed mRNA
Cellular component (GO): Lsm1-7-Pat1 complex; P-body
Molecular function (GO): mRNA binding
Source: RefSeq, a predicted model, not a curated record